AUGGCUUUUGCUGGUAAGAACGCUUCUAUGGCUGUUGCCAAUGCUUUGAGACUCAGUGCUUCAAGAAAUAGCAGCUCUGCCCCUAAAGUAGCUCUUCUUGGAGCAUCUGGAGGAAUUGGACAACCUCUCGGUCUUCUUCUCAAGCAAGACCCUCUGGUUAAGCACCUCGCUCUUUACGACGUUGUCGGAACCCCAGGAGUCGCCGCUGAUCUUUCCCACAUCGAUUCAAACGCUAAGGUUACCGCACACACUGGACCAAAUGAGCUUGCCGCUUGUGUUGAAGGAGCCGAUGUCAUCGUUAUUCCAGCUGGAGUCCCCAGAAAGCCAGGAAUGACUCGUGAUGAUCUCUUCAACACCAACGCCGGAAUCGUCAGAGACUUGGUUUCUACCAUCGCUAAGGUCGCCCCAAAGGCCUUCAUUGCUAUCAUUACCAACCCAAUUAACUCCACAGUCCCAAUUGCUGCUGAAGUUCUCAAGAAGGCUGGAGUUUAUGAUAAGCGCCGUGUAUUCGGAGUAACCACCCUCGAUGUUGUCCGCUCUCAAGCUUUCGUAUCUGAACUUAAGGGUCUUGAUGCAUCCGAGACAGUUGUCCCCGUUGUCGGAGGACAUGCCGGAAUCACUAUCAUCCCCCUUCUCUCUCAAACCACCCCUUCUGUCAAAUUCAGCGAAGAAGAAAUCAAGAAGCUCACUCCAAGAAUUCAAGAUGCCGGAACUGAGGUCGUCAACGCUAAGGCUGGAGCUGGAUCUGCUACUCUCUCCAUGGCUUUGGCCGGAGCUCGUUUUGCCAACUCCCUCGUCCGUGGGCUUAAGGGAGACAAGAACGUCCAAUGUGCCUACGUCGCUUCUGAUGCCGUAAAGGGUGUUGAAUUCUUCUCUACCCCAAUCGAACUCGGACCUAAUGGAGUUGAAAAAAUCUUGGGAGUUGGAAAGGUCACUCCAUACGAACAAAGUCUCAUUGAUGCUUCCGUUCCUGAAUUGAACAAGAACAUCGCUAAGGGAGUCAAGUUUGUCAACUAA
Messenger RNA from Auanema sp. JU1783, 1017 nucleotides. The record is from the annotation of a GenBank genome assembly. NCBI's taxonomy places the organism in Eukaryota, Metazoa, Nematoda, Chromadorea, Rhabditida, Rhabditidae.